Hypomesus transpacificus is the source of this 4431-nucleotide messenger RNA. It is a transcript of the gene lrp13a, whose product is annotated as low-density lipoprotein receptor related-protein 13. Lineage: Eukaryota; Metazoa; Chordata; Actinopteri; Osmeriformes; Osmeridae. The coding region runs from base 1 to 4431 and encodes 1476 amino acids. Gene Ontology annotation, molecular function: calcium ion binding; protein binding. The record is from RefSeq and is a predicted model, not a curated record. The transcript is spliced from 23 exons.
AUGAAUACCUGUUUGCUUGGGUUGGUCAUAAUUCUUCAUUUCUUAGGGUCUUCGCGAGGUGUAAAUCCGGAGGCAUUGGCUCCUCUUAAGUGCAAACUGGGUUGGAAACUGUGCAACGACGGAACAGAAUGCGUUUCCUAUAACCAUGUGUGUGAUGGAGAGACUGACUGCAGGGACGGUUCUGAUGAAGAAGACUGUGCUGUUGGCUGCAACACAGACCAGUUCCAGUGCGCCCAUGGGAAAAAGUGCAUAGACCUGAGUGAGGUGUGUGACGGAGAAGCCCAGUGUCAGGACCGCUCUGAUGAGGCGGAUUGUGUGGCACGCAUGGAGGGCUGCUCCCACCACUGUGACAACAAGACCCUCUGCCUCCCAGUCACCUUUCUCUGUGACGGGCAGAGAGACUGUCAGGAUGGUACAGACGAGGCCAACUGUGGUGUAAAUCCGGAGGCAUUGGCUCCUCUUAAGUGCAAACUGGGUUGGAAACUGUGCAACGACGGAACAGAAUGCGUUUCCUAUAACCAUGUGUGUGAUGGAGAGACUGACUGCAGGGACGGUUCUGAUGAAGAAGACUGUGCUGUUGGAUGCAACACAGACCAGUUCCAGUGCACCCAUGGGAAAAAGUGCAUAGACCUGAGUGAGGUGUGUGACGGGCAGAGAGACUGUCAGGAUGGUACAGACGAGCUCAACUGUGACUCAGAUGACCGGGUCCCAACUUCAACACCUGCACCCGUCAAUUGUCGCCUGGGAUCAAAGUUCUGCGACGACAAGACUGAGUGUGUUCUCUACAACCACGUGUGCGAUGGAGAGGCUGACUGCACAGAUGGCUCGGACGAAAAAGGGUGUCCCUUAACAUGUGGAAAUGGAGAGUUCCAGUGCGCCCAUGGGAAGAAGUGCAUUGACCACCGUCAGCUGUGUGACGGCGUGGCCCAGUGUCAGGACCGCUCUGAUGAGGCCGAUUGUGUGGCACGCAUUGAGGGCUGCUCCCACCACUGUGACAACAAGACCCUCUGCCUCCCAGUCACCUUUCUCUGUGAUGGGGAGAGAGACUGUCUGGAUGGUACAGACGAAGCCAACUGUGCUGACCUGAGGUGCAAUGGUGGCGAGUUCCGAUGCACCAGUGGUCAGUGUGUGUCCAUAGGCAUGCACUGUGACGGCCACCCCGAUUGCAAGGACCGCUCUGACGAGGAGAGCUGUGCCGAGAUGCCAGAAUGCCCCACCUCACCUCUGUGUCCCCACAGCAAGGAGUGCCUGAUGGAGGAAUGGCUCUGUGACGGCUACAAGGACUGCAAAGAUGGCACGGAUGAGAAGGAUUGUGAGUUGGUCAUGAUGGAGUGUGGAGAAUUCCAGUGGUCCUGUACCUCCAGGACCCAAUGUGUCCCCAAACUCUGGAGGUGUGACGGGGCAAAAGACUGUGAAGACGGAAGUGAUGAAACGGGAUGUGGUGUUCCACCUUGCCUCCCUCACCAGUUUCAGUGUGGUAGCAUGGAGUGUUUGGAUGUUGCCCUGGUGUGUAAUGGGAUGACCAACUGUGCGGAUGGCUCUGACGAGGGAGGUGAUUGUCAAACCAAGUGUCCCUUGGCCCACUGUGCCCAGGACUGCCACAGCACACCACAAGGAACGCGGUGCUGGUGUCAAUCAGGCUACAAGCUCCAGGAAGAUGGUGUGUCCUGUGUUGACACUGACGAAUGUGAAGACAGACACCCAGGUGUUUGUAACCAGCUGUGCACCAACACAGAGGGCUCCUACAAGUGUCGGUGUAGCACUGGCUACAUCCUGGAGGCUGAUGGCCGCAGCUGCAAGAUCAUAGGCGAGCCCUUCCUGCUGGCGUCGGUUAAAACGGAGCUGUUCCUUUUCGGCCUGCUCGGCAGCAGUCUGGACGUCCUCCUGUCCUCGGCCAAGAAGGCCAUCCUCUCUGUGGACUACGACUGGAAGGAGCAGAAGGUGUUCUGGGUCAGCCUGGACUCUGAGAGCAUCAGGUGGUCCUCGCUGGACCAGAAGAGCAAAGGCACGCUCAUCAACGGUGUUAAAUCUGACUGCAUUGCUGUUGACUGGAUCGCGAGAAACUUGUACUGGAUUGACGGUGUUGGGAAUCAGAUCAUUGCCAUCAGAUUAACCACAGCCGUCACUAACGCCCUGGACUACAGUGUGAUCCUCGAUGAGGACUUUGAGCAGCCUCGCUCACUGGCUCUGCUGCCACAGAAGGGAAUUAUGUUCUGGUCGGAGAUUGGAAACGACCCAAAGAUUGAGCGGGCGGGGAUGGACGGCUCUGAGAGGAGGGUGGUGGUCGACCGCAACCUCAGCUGGCCAGGGGGCGUGGCCGUGGACACCCUGGGGGAGAGGGUCUAUUGGACAGAUGAGAGACUCAAAUGCAUCGGAUCGGCGACUCUAGAGGGAGAGGACAUCAGGAUACUGCAGAUGAAGGAGACCUCCAACCCCUUCUCUCUCACUGUGUUCAACGACAUGCUUUACUGGUCUGACGCCAAGAGGAGAACCAUUCAGGGAACCCAGAAGAUCACCGGAAAGGGUCAUCAAGUUCUCUUCAAACGGCCAGGGCAGCCUUUUGGAUUAAAAGUCAUCCAUCCGCUGCUGCAGGCAGCGACAGAGAGCCCCUGUGAGAAGCUGCGCUGCUCCCACCUGUGUGUGCUGGCCCCGGGGCCCAAGGCCGUCUGCAAGUGUCCCUCCGGCCUGCUGCUGGCCGAGGACGGCCUCACCUGCUCCAACCUGGUCACCUCUUCCUUCCUCCUGCUGCUGUCUCGCUCGACCGUCACCCAGAUUCACCUGCAGGCCAUGCACAGUGCCGUCAGCCUGAAGGGCUGGCCCGAGCACCUGGCCCUCCUGCUGCCCAGCAUGAACGAGGCGGCCACGCUGGACUACUCUCUACGGGAGCAAACCCUCUACCUGGCGGACGCCGGCCAGGCCUCGGUGGGGCUCUUCAAGCUGAAGGAGACGGGCCUGGUGCCCCGGGGGCAGCUGCUCCGCCUCCUGGGGGACGCGGUGACGAGUAUGGCUCUGGACUGGGUCACUCUCUCCCUCUACUGGAGCAGCAUCAAGCAGCCCAGGCUGCAGGUGACUUCGGCCAGCGGCGCGCACACCGCUGUCCUAAUCCGAGACGCCGUAGGGAGCUUGGAGUCCAUCGCCCUGCACCCACUCAGGGGGAGGGUUUGUUUUAUCAACCUGGUCAGGCAGGAGGGGGGCGGCGCUCAGCCACGGGUGGAGUGUUCCCACAUGGACGGGUCCAGGAGACGCCUGGUGUGGGACGGCGCGGUGCGGCCCACCGCGUUGGUCUUUUCCAACAGCGGGAGUGAAAUCUACUGGGCUGAUAUCAGUUCUAGGGUCAUUGCCUCGGUCAGGGUGGAUGGUUCAGGAUUCAAGGCGUUCCAGACUGGAGAUGGUCUGACUGCAUUUGCCCUCAGUGAUGAAAUGCUGCUCUGGAUGACAGUCAAUGAUACAGCCAAAUUGUGGUACAGGAAUAAACAGCAGGAGCAGAUGCUGUGGUUUGAGGUCAACACUGGGCUUGUGAGUAUGAGGGCCUACAGCGAGUCCAGCCAGACAGGCUCUAACCUCUGUUCUGUUGACAAUGGGGACUGCCAUCACCUGUGUCUGGCUGCCCCUGGCGGGCGAACGUGCAUGUGCGCCCAUGACCACCUAUCUGUAAACGGUACGCGCUGUGUCCCAGACCAGCUCUGCCUGGCCGGCAGCAGGUCGUGUCUGGAUGGGAGCACAUGCCUACCCCUGCAGAAGUUUUGCGACAGCCAUGUGGAUUGUUCCGACCACUCUGAUGAGAACUGCGUUCACCUCAAAACUGAACGGGUAACCAAGACCACACCCCAGCAAGAUCCCAGUCCUACCCUUCCCUCUACCUCUGGUUCCUCGAACACCAUUACCGAGCAAGAUCCCAGUCCUACCCUUCCCUCUACCUCUGGUUCCUCGAACACCAUUACCGAGCAGGAUCGCCGGGACGACCAGGAUCGCCGGGACGACCAGGAUCCCAUGGACGACCAGGAUCGCCGGAACGACCAGGAUCUGGUGAGAAACCUGGAUGCCCAGCAGUGCGACGCGAGCAAGUGCAGCGGAAACAGAGUGUGUGGGGAGGGCGACGAGGCCGGCAGCUGCGUGUGUAGCCUGGGCUACAGCGGAGAAUCCUGUCAGAACCGCCCCUUUCAGGGCCCUCUCUUGUACGGCGCUGUAGCGGCGGGCACAGGGCUGGUUGCACUUGCAGUCCUCGCUUUCAUCAUCAAAAGACGCAAGGACUCCAGGAGGGCCAGUCCAGUAGUGAAGGACACUAGUUUGACUGACCUGGAGAAACCUGUGGAGACCGCUGUGGAGACCGCUGUGGAGACCCCUGUGGAGACCCUUGUGGAGACCCUCCCCUCUCAAGCUCAACCCAAUGAGACCAACUUCAUAGAAGAAGUGGGGGCCUCCAUGGACUAA